Molecule: messenger RNA, 948 nt
Organism: Coprinopsis cinerea okayama7#130
Lineage: Eukaryota; Fungi; Basidiomycota; Agaricomycetes; Agaricales; Psathyrellaceae
Exons: 8
Coding region: 1-948 (315 amino acids)
Biological process (GO): reciprocal meiotic recombination; meiotic DNA recombinase assembly; DNA repair
Cellular component (GO): replication fork; Rad51C-XRCC3 complex; Rad51B-Rad51C-Rad51D-XRCC2 complex
Molecular function (GO): crossover junction DNA endonuclease activity; ATP binding; ATP-dependent DNA damage sensor activity
Source: RefSeq, a predicted model, not a curated record
AUGUCUUCGAAUCGCUCCAUCCUGUCUUUACCACUUAGGAAGGAGGUAAUCACUGCACUCAGCGGUGCUGGCUACACAACGUUGCGUGACCUUGCGGGCGUUUCAGCGGAUAGCUUGUCUAAAGAACUCGCUAUCUCGGACGAAGUGGCUGACCAAAUUCUGAGCUAUCUGGCGCCUGCCCCGACCGCACCAGGAUUGUCGAUGACGCAGUCAGUCGCGGUCCUCGCCCAGCCUAAUGACAAGUUCUCGACGGGAUGCUCUGGCCUGGAUAAAAUUCUAGGCGGUGGUCUCCAACGUGGACACAUUCUUGAGUUAUCAGGCCCGCCUGGAAGUCCGAAGGAAUUGAUUGCUAGAAAUCUUAUCAUCGAGUUCGCAAAACUCGGCCAUAGCGUCAUUCUCGUUGAUUGCCAGAAUUCCAUCGACCUUAGGGCUCUUCAGCGUUCAUUGCAAGGGUCUGAUUCCCUACAAUCGGUUAGCUACCAGCGGGUGAUGGACCUGCCUUCGUUGCUCCUGUUCUUUGAGCACCUACCUGGGGUACUGGCACAGCGUACCAAGGAUACCCUCUUAGUUGUGGCAUCGUUGUCCUUCCCGUUCCAAUCCCCUGACCUCACGCCUGCGCGUCGAAAUAUCCUCCUGCAAAAGCUAAAACAACUUUUGGCGAAAGAAACGAACACUCAGCGCGUCACGGUGGUCACGACGUCAUCUCUAGCCACCAAAAUGGUUAAUGCCGACGGCUCGAUAGGCACGUUUGACACAGGCACCCAAGGUAUCAUGGUGCCGCAAUUGGGUUCGUUGUAUCUUCCAUCUGGGAAGUCUUGGAGGAUUUUGUUGGCUCCCAAUGAGCCAAUGAACGGUUUCGUGAGGUUAUACGCGUCGCCGCAACAUCAGCAAAACCCAGGGUCGUCGUACGCUGUCGAGCCGUACACCAUCGUCUCCGCUGCAGCAUAG